Molecule: messenger RNA, 1074 nt
Organism: Micromonas pusilla CCMP1545
Lineage: Eukaryota; Viridiplantae; Chlorophyta; Mamiellophyceae; Mamiellales; Mamiellaceae
Exons: 1
Coding region: 1-1074 (357 amino acids)
Source: RefSeq, a predicted model, not a curated record
AUGGCUGCCGCGCGCGCCGCCUCCGCGACGACCGCGGCGCCGCGCGCGACGCGCCGCGUCCUCGCCGCGAGAUCCGCGGCGGCGCGUCCGAUCGCGCGCCGCGCCGCGCGGACGCGCGCGAUCGCGACGGACGCGCCCGCGACGGCGGCGGACGAGGCGGACGACGACGACGACGACGACGACGACGACGAGAUCGCGCACUGGCUGCGGUGUCCGACGUCGCUGUACGACCCUGAGUUCGUCGGCGCCGAGCGCGAGCUCGACGCGAAGCUCGCGUCGUGCGCGGCCGCGAUCAAGACGUGGGCGAGCGAUAUCGAGCGCGGCGUCGCGACGACGGUGACGCGCGACGCGACCGACGCCGCGGAGUGGAUGCGACAGGCGCUCACGCGACAGAUCGACGACGGCGCGAAGAACCUCAGCGCGACGCAGUCCAAGAUCCUCGCGAGCGACCCGGAGACGAUCCAGAACUUGCUCCUCAUGGCGGACCUGCGCAGCGUGCACGCGACGUACGCGCUCCAGGCGCUGUGCUAUCGCAACGGCGCAAUCUGCGGCAAGGCGGCGACGCACGGCGCGAUCGACGCGGCGAGAAAACAUUUCGACGACGACGAUUGCCCGGAGGUCGUGAAGUGCGCGUGCGCGUUUCUGAUCGGCGCGAUCGCGGCGUUCAACGAGGAUACGCACCGGUUGAUCGCGAAGGGGCGGCUCGUGCCGUCGAUCGUGAACCGGCUGCGGCGCUCGUGCGACGGCGUCGAGUGCGUGCUCAACGCGCGCGACUUUCGCGAGAAGGAUUUUUGCGACCACGCGACGGCGUUGCUCCGCAACCUGUCGCACAACAGCGCGCAGCACAUGCUGCUGAAGAGCGCCGGGUCCGUGGAGGUGCUCCUGAACCUCGUGUCGCAGCGUCGCGGCGCGGUGCGCAUCAACAGCGCGUGCGCGAUCGCAAAUCUCGUCGGACGCGAGGAGAGCGACGACCGACUGACCAAAGACGCGACGAUCAUCGAGGAGACCGUCGACGUCUUAGGUGCGUUCUAUACACUGGUCCCCAUACGACCCCGUUCGCGUGGUGAACGCUGA